Molecule: messenger RNA, 912 nt
Organism: Staurois parvus
Lineage: Eukaryota; Metazoa; Chordata; Amphibia; Anura; Ranidae
Source: the annotation of a GenBank genome assembly
AUGGAUGGUAAGAAUUCAUCUCUCCUGGCAGAAUUCAUUCUUAAAGGACUUCCAUGUGUGGAUGAGUUACGGAUCCCCCUCUUUCUGCUUCUCACUGUUAUCUAUAUUUCCACUUUAAUUGGAAAUGUCCUCCUUAUUAGCACAGUUAAAAGAACUCCAUCUCUUCAUCAUCCAAUGUAUUUCUUUCUGACAAACCUGUCAUUUCUGGACAUCUGCCUGUCUUCAGUCACCUUACCCAAGUUACUGGAAAACACAUUGUCCAGGAAAACGAUUCCCUUCAGUGGUUGUGUCUCCCAGCUGUACUUCUUCCAUUUCUUGGCAAGUUCUGAGUGUUUUCUGUACACCGUCAUGGCCUAUGAUUGCUAUGUGGCCAUAUGUCAACCCCUACACUAUAACAGGCUGGUGAGCUGGCGGGUUUGCAUGUGCCUUGCCUUUGGAUCCUGGUUGGCUGGGUCUCUGCACUCCAUUACCCAUACCGUGUUAACUUUCCACCUGCCUUUUUGUCACUCCAAUGAGAUAGACCAUUUUUUCUGUGAUAUAAUCCCAGUGCUGAAACUGGUCUGUGCAGACACCUCGAUCAACAAAACUAUGAUAUUGGUUAAUAUUGCAGCAAUCUCCCUAAGCUGCUUCCUUCUGAUCAUGACUUCUUACAUAAAUAUUAUAAUAGCCAUAAUAAAAAUAAAAACAGUGGAUGGAAGGAAAAAGGCGUUUUCCACUUGUGUGUCUCAUGUAACAGUGGUAGCACUGUUUUAUAUCCCUUGUGUUUUCACUUACAUGCGUCCUAACUCGAGAUCUACUUUUGAUGGGGCGGUAGCUGUUUUUUACACACUGAUCACUCCUUUACUAAACCCCAUUAUAUAUAGCCUUAGAAACAAAGAGGUGAAGGAAGCUUUAAAUAAAUUUCUAUGUUAA